GUCUCAUAUAAGAUGCGAAUAAUUUUAUUAGGCGGUGUAUUUUGUUGGUAGUAUGUAUAUAAUUUAAUUUAUCGAGUAAUAUAAAAAAUUUGAUAUCACAGUAAAUAGCUUAUAGCUGUACCGAGUAAUAGUGAAGAAGAUUGCGAGAGAAAAAAAAAGGACGAGGAGAGGACUAUCUACAUCGUCGUAGACUCGUAGAUGGUUCGCGUGGGUUCAUUCAUAACACGUGUUGGAGAAUUGCAAAGGUUUUCAUUUCAGUGGCACGAUAAAUUAUACGUUAACCAUGUCCGACAACGCUUAAUGCAAGAAUAAUUCAUAUCAGAGGUACACGUUUCUGUUUACUUUGCUGCUGCCGUGAUGAAUAUUCUGCAGUAUUCAGAAUCAGCAAACGAGGAAAAGCGAAAACUAGCUCAUAUUUGUGAUACUGUGAAACGAGUAACACGACUGAAUGGAGCUUUGUACGUUUCAAUUCUAGUCAUAUAUUUAUCCAUGUUUCUAAAUAACGUACUGUUGAGUUCAGUUGUACCAGUGUUGCCAGAUAUGUUAAACACCAUUGAAAACUCCGAAGAUAAUAUUCGACAAUCAAACACCAGCGCCACAAAACACUACAUGGAUCUAGUUUAUAAAUCAAUGAAAAAAAUGCUGCCACCAGAAACGGAAAAAGCGGCGGUUUUAUUAUCCUCGAAAUCGGUAAUCCAACUGGCCAUAAAUCCGCUAGUUGCGAUGCUCAUUUCGAAAAUAGGAUAUUAUGUGUCGUUAUUAAUAGGCAACAUAAUACUAUUAGCGACUUCUUUCGCGUUUGCUUUUGGAAAUAGUUUCAUCGUGCUGAUACUUUGUAGAGGAUUACAUGGUAUUGCGUCCAUUAUGAUUACAAUAUCGGGAAUGUGUAUUUGUGCGAAGAUAUUCUACCAAGAUGAAAAUUCAAGGAGCAAAUACAUGGGAAUAAUUUUAAGCAGCGAAGCUCUGGGUAUCCUUGUUGGUUAUUCAUUUGGAGCAUUUACGUAUAAUUUACUCGGAAAAUCAACACCGUUCGUAGUAACCGGAUUAGCAAUAUUAACGAAUAUAGUCUUGCUCAUAUUGUACCAGGGAUCGAUUGCAAAAGCUCAGUUCGAUAGUAAUUGCUAUCUAGCAAUUGGUGAUUCCAAAUGGUGCAGUAUAUGUGGUUUAUUAGAAGAUGGUUUUAUUUUAACGAUAUUGGGAGCUGUUUUCAUAUCGUCGUCAACAGUCGCUGUUCUAGAACCUUGUCUACCGUACUGGUUAAUUGAAAAUAUUGAGUUGAAGGACUGGCAAACCGGAUUAAUGUUCCUUCCAGACAGUUUUGGAUACUUGUUAAGCACAAGCACUUGCGGCAUUCUCGCCUACAAAGUUGGCAGAUGGAAGAUGACAAUAGUUUCAUUGAUUAUUGUCGGAUGUUGUUCUAUAAUGAUUCCAAAUGCUACAUCGUUAGUGCAACUAUCAUUACCACAUUUUGGUAUCGGAUUAGGUAUCGGAGCAACAGACUGCGCUUUAAUUCCACUGUUGGCCAGAUACGUGGAUUUACAACGAAAUAUCCAUUACGGCUCCGUAUACGCUUUACAGCAAGUGAUUACCAGCACGGCGUAUGUUUGUGGCGCUCUCCUAGGCGGUGGAUUUGUGGAUAUUAUUGGAUUUUCCAGCGUAAUGAGGAUUAUUGGGUUUUCAAAUGUAGUGUAUGCCAUUGCGUUCCUGUUUUAUGGAAACAAGCAUGCUUUACUGGCGGAAAACAUGGAAUUGUGCGAAACAUCGGUAUCUUACGAACCAAUAGGCGAACCUAUGAAAUUAAUUUCGAUAAAAGUAAAUCGAAAUUAUCAUUCGGUGGGUAAUUCAGAAGAUAGCGACUGAUAAAAUAAACAAUAUUAAGAAACAUUUCACGAAUUCGAAGUAUAAAACUGUUAUCGGAAGCUGAAAAUGGCGCUGGAUACAAUUUUGAAAUUUUAUAUACGAGAAAUUCAUGUAUAUGUAUAACGAUGAGAUGCUAUGGUAUAGAGUAUAGAAUUUCCGAAAUAUUAA
Planococcus citri (citrus mealybug) is the source of this 2028-nucleotide messenger RNA. Its product is annotated as chromaffin granule amine transporter-like. The record is from RefSeq and is a predicted model, not a curated record. Lineage: Eukaryota; Metazoa; Arthropoda; Insecta; Hemiptera; Pseudococcidae. Bases 358 to 1860 code for a protein of 500 amino acids. Gene Ontology annotation, biological process: transmembrane transport; aminergic neurotransmitter loading into synaptic vesicle. The transcript is spliced from 12 exons. Gene Ontology annotation, cellular component: synaptic vesicle membrane; terminal bouton. Gene Ontology annotation, molecular function: serotonin:sodium:chloride symporter activity.